Molecule: messenger RNA, 1671 nt
Organism: Penicillium atrosanguineum
Lineage: Eukaryota; Fungi; Ascomycota; Eurotiomycetes; Eurotiales; Aspergillaceae
Product: S10 family peptidase
Exons: 8
Coding region: 1-1671 (556 amino acids)
Biological process (GO): proteolysis
Cellular component (GO): fungal-type vacuole
Molecular function (GO): serine-type carboxypeptidase activity
Source: RefSeq, a predicted model, not a curated record
AUGCGCAUCAAUAGCCUGAUCCCGCUGGUGCUGCCUCUCGCAGCCGCUCGCUCGGUAGACUUUGAUGCAUUUGCUCGUCGUCAAUUGCCUCAUGAGCCCACUGGCGUGAAGACUAUCCACACAGCAAACAAUAUCACGAUUCGAUACAAAGAGCCCGGCAAGGAAGGUGUCUGUGAGACUACUCCGGGUGUCAAAUCAUACUCUGGCUACGUAGACCUUUCACCCACCGCGCACACCUUCUUCUGGUUCUUCGAAGCGCGUCACGAUCCCGAGAAUGCCCCUAUUACACUCUGGCUAAAUGGUGGCCCAGGAAGUGACUCGCUGAUCGGCAUGUUCGAAGAGCUGGGGCCCUGUCAUAUCAACGAGAAGCAUGAGUCUUACGUCAACCCCCAUUCGUGGAAUGAGGUCUCGAACAUGCUUUUCAUUUCCCAGCCCCUUGGCACAGGCUUCUCAUACUCCGAAGAGGGGGAGGGUUCUCUUAACCCAAUUACCGGCUCCUUUGAAGAUGCCUCCUUCGCUGGUAUCCAGGGCCGCUACCCAAUUAUCAAUGCUUCUUUGAUUGAUACUACCAAUCUCGCUGCUAAAGCUACCUGGGAAGUCCUGCAGGGAUUCCUCGGAGGCCUUCCCAAGCUGGACUCAAAGAUCAAGUCGAAGAGCUUCAAUCUGUGGACUGAGAGCUAUGGAGGACACUAUGGGCCAGCUUUCUUCGAUCACUUUUAUGAAGAGAACGAGAAGAUCGCCAAUGGCACUGUGGACGGCAUUCAACUUGAUUUCAACACUCUUGGGAUCAUAAACGGAAUCAUUGACGAGGCUAUCCAGGCUCCUCACUAUCCUGAGUUUGCACGACACAAUACUUAUGGCAUCGAAGCAGUCAACGAGACUGUGUACAACUACAUGAAGUUUGCCAACAACAUGCCCAAUGGCUGUCAGGAUUUGAUCGCGACCUGCAAAGCGACCAACCGUACCUCCCUGUCAGACUACGCCCUCUGCACAGAGGCGACUAACAUGUGUCGUGACAACGUCGAGGGUCCAUACUAUGUAUUCAGUGGCCGUGGUACCUACGAUAUCCGCCACCCUUCCAAAGACCCUACCCCCCCGAGCUACUACGUGGACUACCUAGCCAAGGACUCAGUCCUGAACGCCAUCGGCGUAGAUCUUAAUUACACCCAAUCCAACAACGAGGUCUACUUCGCCUUCCAACAAACCGGAGACUUUGUCUGGCCCAACUUCCUCGAAGACCUCGAAGACAUCCUCUCCCGCCCCGUGCGCGUUGCCCUAAUCUACGGCGACGCCGACUACAUAUGCAACUGGUUCGGCGGUCAGGCCAUCUCCCUCGCAGCUAAAUACAAGCAUAGCAAGGAGUUCCAAGCCGCCGGGUACGCGCCUUUCCUCGUUGACGGUGUGGAAUACGGCGAGACUCGCGAGUAUGGUAACUUCUCUUUCACUCGGGUGUAUGAAGCUGGCCAUGAGGUUCCCUAUUACCAGCCUAUUGCGGCGCUGCAGCUGUUUAACCGUACGCUGAAUGGAUGGGAGCUGCCGACGGGUGAGAAGAAGUUGACUCCUGGGUUUGGGUCUAGUGGGCCGGCUUCUGCGACGCAUACUCAGUCGUCGGUUGCUCUGCCAAGUUCUACUGGGUCUUCGAAAUUGUCGACUGAGAAGCAAAAGUGGUAG